Medioppia subpectinata is the source of this 1135-nucleotide messenger RNA. Lineage: Eukaryota; Metazoa; Arthropoda; Arachnida; Sarcoptiformes; Oppiidae. The record is from the annotation of a GenBank genome assembly.
AUAUUUUGUUUUAAGUUUUAAUUCAUAAUUAACAUCAAAAUUACUGAAACAUGUUUUGCGGACACAAAUUAGGUCUCAAUUAUAAAAGAUUAGAUUUAAAUGUUCCCACUCUUGAAGAAGUAAGUCGUGUACUUCGCGAGGGUUUAACGCCAUUCUUCGAGACCGUAGACGUCUCUGUAGUCGACUGUCCAGACCUAAGACAAGCGCCUUUCCAUUUGGCACAGAGAGGUCUCAGCGGUGAUGAAAAGGUUGCCGACAUCGGAGGUGUGCCUUAUUUGGUGCCAUCGGUUCAAAGAGACAAAUAUUAUUCACUCAAAGACAUGGCCAGUGUGUUAGGGAUGGAUGAAAGCGCUUUCCUCAUCGGCGCCGGUGCCGGUCCUCACCGCGAGGUUGGCAUCAAUUGUGAACUAAUGCCAAACAUUAGCUUUGAAGACAAACAAACUAAGAUCACUAACAGAACACAUAUCGCAAAGGUUGACGAAAGGGGUGGCUGUCAGCUAUCUAUUGCCAAAACCACCGAUUUUGCACUUUUGGCCAAUUUGUAUGCAUCCGAAGGCAAACCGGGAAAAGUCCUCAAAGUUUAUGUCAAGAAGAGAAUCGGUUCCGAGAAUUUUGUCACAACUUUGAGACAAAUCCUAAACAAACAUUAUGGUAAUCGGGCCGUCAGUUUGGGAGGCGUUUUCCUAUUGAGAGGGGGUUCGGCUAAACUCCAUAUUAUGCCUGAUUUUAGUACAACUCCAUUAAACUCUGACCAAGACGUUAAUAAUUGGCUCAACUUUUAUUCAAUGGAUUCUCCGCUCAUUUGUUUGAGUGUUUUUCACUCAUAUGAUCCCGAUUUAGAUCUUCGUAUAGAACACACCCACUGUUUCAGUGACCAUAAUCAGGGCGGACACUAUCACUACGACAAUACACCUGACACUAUCGAAUAUGAAGGAUAUUUCAAUUUAGCGAAACAGAUAUACCGAAUCGAUGCCCCGAUUGCCACACAUAAUAUUGGACGGGAUUAAGGAUUUAAAGAUUGACAACAUUUAGAGAGCAUUAUUAGUGUUAAAAUAUAGUUCAAACAAAGCAAAGACAAUGUGAAUUAAGAUAAAUACACAAAUAUUUCAAAUAUUGUAUUCUAAGAUUAUUCGGU